GCGUGACUUUGACGACUGACUAGGUCCAAGCCAGCUAUUCCAGAGGAAGGGGCUUCGAGACGGAUAACUGGGUUCAACUGUUCAAUUCUGUUUUUCCAGCAAGUGGCUUUUUGUGAGGAGUUUUUGUAUGAAGUUCAUUGAGAGAAUGACGAAUUUGUUUAACAACAUUGUAAUGGCUUAAUUUUGUAUUUUAUUUUAUUUAACCUUUAUUUAACUAGGCAAGUCAGUUUAAGAACAAAUUCUUAUUUACAAUGGCGGCCUACCCCGGUCAAACCUGGACGACGCAGGGCCAAUUGUGUGCCGCUCUAUGGGACUCCCAAUCACGGCCGGAUGUGAUACAGCCUGGAUUCGAACCAGCGUGAUGGAGGGAGAGGGCCCAGAAGGAAAUCCCAUCGCUGCCUCGUCUCACUCACUUCCUCUGCAAGCAGAGGCGGUAAGCCCAGCGGAUGAUGAUGGUGAUGAUUGUAUCUCAACACUGGGGACUGGGAGCACUGAAGAAACCGCUACACACACAAACAGCAUGGGCCAGCCGAGUCAAGACCACCAGACUGAAGAGGUCCCGGCUAAGACCGCUACCACAGACAACAGCCAGAGCCAAGCAUUCCUUACUCAGUCCGCCACCACCACGGACGACCAAGCCCAGCAACAACCCACGGAAAGCCUGUCUAACAGUAAACUCUGUGGGUACCUCCUUAAACAAGGAGGUCCCCUGAAGACAUGGAAGUCGCGCUGGUUCACGUACGAGGUGAAGAAGAGACAGUUGUUUUACUACAGGACGGCGCUGGAUGUGACCUCUCUGGGGAGAAUCCAGCUGUGCAGCGCCACGCUCGGAUACCCCCUCCAAGGAGAGCAGGGCACCUUUCACAUCCAGACCCCCGAACGCAUCUUUGUCCUCAAGGCAGCUAACCAGGAGGCCAUGAUGUACUGGCUACAGCAGCUGCAGCUGAAGAGAUGGCAGCACCGAGACCAGCUGACAGGAGAAUCCACAAGCCACUGCACUGACCACAAGAGACCAGAGGGACAGGGGGAACUACCCACCACCUGCACAGAUUACUUCCUGCCCAAGGUGAAGACCCCGCCAGGCCUCAUAGGCGAGGAGGCCGCCAAUCUUCCCGCGCCACCACAACGGAACCCCCUAAGCAACUUUUCCAUCAAACACCCUCUGAUAGAGAUACAGAACUCAGUGCACAGUCUGUUUUCCAAGCGGUCCUCCCUGGAGCGGAGUCGGAGUGUGUUCCAUGUGGAGGUGCCUCUUCCCUGGAACCCACUGAACCCCUCAAAGACUCCCUCCCAGACAGCCCACAACAGGCUUGAGUGUAUAGGUCCUAGGACUUCCGUUGACCCCCUGACCCCUACACCCCUGCUGCUGUUGGUGGACCCCAGGGACCAGCUCUCCCCUGUAGAGGGCAGGUCGUGCCCAUUGCCGUCCCCAUCCCCGAGGAGCAGGAAGAAGACGAGGGGAAGCUGUGCCACCAUGCCUGCGGUGCUCCGGGAAGCUCCUUCAGAAAGCGCAGACAGGACGACCUGCCUCCAGCACGAGAAGCACAUACUGGAUGAGGACGUCAAGGCCCAGAAGGAACUGGUGUGGCUCCUACACAAGGCCCUGGAGGUGGCUCAGCUGGAGAAGCGGACGUGCACAGAGUUCCUGGCGGCCGAGGGCGAGCAGGAGCGCCUGGAGCUGCUGAGGCACUACGAGCGUCACGCCGCUGACCUACGAGGCCGCUUGUUGGAGCUGAAGGCCGAGGGGGAAGACCUGAGAACGAGCCUAGCCCAGAGGGACGCCCACGUGGCCGAGCUGCAGGAGAACGUGACCCUGAUGAGGAAGAAGAACCACGCAAAACAGGAAGUGAUCCUGAAGCUGUUAGAGAAGGUGUCAGCCUGCUUGGCCGACCCUACACGCACAGUGUCCACCACCAACGGCCUGGAGGCCCAGACCUUCCGCCAGUUAAAUGAGGACACAGAGAACCUCAAGGAUGAUAUUGAGGCCUACAAGAUCCAGAACAAGUUCCUGAACUCUGAGAUCUACCAGUUGACCAAGCUAUGGCUCAACAGUUCCGAGCAGGAGAAAAGCCUUAUGGUGAAGUGUGCAUACCUGGAGGCUCGUAACUGUCAGAUAGAGAGUCGUUAUCUGGGCGUAUUGGGGAAGCUGCAGGAGAACAAGGUUCUAGAACCGGGCCAGCGGGAGGCUGUGAGGAAACUACAAGGAGAGGACCCACUACAGGGAGACCUGAAUGACGUGCUCAAACUCAACCCUGUCAGGGAGCACGACGAGUACGGCUUCAAGAUCAUCCCAGACUACGAGGUGGAGGACAUAAAACUGCUGGCCAAGAUCCAGGCCCAGGAGAUCCGCUCCCACAGCCUGCUGAGGCAGGAGGCCGGGGACAGACUCUUGCUGGGCCGCUGGGCUCAGUAUCUGGGGGGCCGCCCGGCCGACAACCUCUGCCCCUCUUCGGAGCUCAAAAGCCUUCUGCGGGGCGGCGUGCCGUGCGAGUACCGCCCACGGGUGUGGCGCUGGGUGGUGAGGGUGCGCACACGCGCGCUAUGGGAGCGCCACCCAGAUCGCUACCAGCAGCUGUGCCAGAAGAGCCUUACAUCGCCCCACCAGGCCUCCAGACAGAUCCAGUUGGACCUGUACCGCACUCUCACCACCAAUCAGCACUUCUCCUCACCCUCCAGCCCCGCCCUGCAGCAGCUCCAACGAAUCCUGCUGGCCUUCUCCUGGCAAAACCCCACCAUCGGCUACUGCCAGGGCCUCAACAGGCUGGCAGCCAUAGCUCUCCUGGUGCUGGAGAGUGAGCAGGAUGCCUUCUGGUGUCUAGUAGCUGUGGUGGAGGCCAUCAUGCCCCAGGACUACUACACCAAAACGCUCAUAUCCUCGCAGGCAGACCAGUGUGUGCUAAAGGACUUCAUGGCUGAGAAGAUACCCCGGCUGGCGGCUCACUUUGAGGAGCAUAGCGUGGACGUGUCCCUCAUCACUUUCAACUGGUUCCUCGUGGUGUUCGUAGAGAGCCUGCCCAGCGAUAUCCUCCUGCGAGUGUGGGACGCCUUCCUCUAUGAGGGUACCAAGGUGAUAUUUCGGUAUGCCCUGGCUCUGUUCAAGUACAAAGAGGAGGACAUCUUGAAGAUCCAUGACAGCGUGGAGAUCUACCAAUACCUGCGCUUCUUUGCCAAGACCAUCUCUGACGGCAGGAAGCUGACCAACAUUGCCUUCAGUGACAUGAACCCGUUCCCCAUGAAGCUGUUGAGGAACCGGCGUGCGCUGCAUCUGGAGCGCCUGCAGGGGGAGCUCAGAGAGCUGGAGGCCCAGCAGAGAGAGUUUGUCACAGAGAGCGCACAGCGCAAGGACUUGGACACUAUACUGGUCAGCGAGGACGAUGAGGAGCUGUAGUGACCAUUAGGGACUCUGGACAGAGAGGGAUGGUGAUGAAUCCUGUGGACUUACUAGGCAACGGGUUUGAAAUGCCACCUUGUAGAACAGCGUUUCUCAAACUCAGUCCUGGGGCCCGUUUUGCACUAGCACUACACAGCUGAUUCAAAUAAUCAAAGCUUGAUGACGAGUUGGUUAUUUGAAUCAGCUGUGCAGUGCUCGGGCAAAAACCAAAACGUGUAUCCUUUGGGGCCCACGGGACUGAGUUUGGGUAACGCUGUUGUAGACUACGGAAGGGCCAUCUUGUUAGUGGCCCAGCUGGUACAGAUUUGACCCAGGAUACAUUUGUUUUAUGCCUUUAAGGUAAAUAAUGUCAGUUAUGGUCAAGAACACUAAACCUGACCAACCAUAUUCUCACUGAAUCAUUAUUAGUAUUUACUGUAUAUGCACUGCCAAAGGGAAUUAAUGCCAAAGACAAUUUACUACAGUAGGUAUUUCAAACUAUGGUCAUGUAGAGUUUUAUACAUUUCAAUUGCAUAUUUUGUCAUGAACUUUGUAGCUACACAAGUGUUAUGAAAUGUAAUAUCAUGUAUAAUUUUAAAUGGUAUAUAACUGCCCUAUGUGCCCAAAAGUAUGUGGAUUCAACUAUUUCAGCCACACCUGUAUAAAAUCAAAAACACCGCCAUGCAAUCUCUAUAGACAAACAUUGGCAGUAGAAUGGCCUUACUGAAGAGCUCAGUGAUGUUCUACAUGGCACCGUCAUAGGAUGCCACCUUUCCAACAAGUCAGUUCGUCAAAUUUCUGCCCCAGGUCAACCGUAAGUGCUGUUAUUGUGAAGUGCAACCCUCACUACCGGAGUUCCAAACUGCCUCUGGAAGCAACAAGAACUGUUCGUCGGGAUCUUCAUGAAAUGACUUUCCAUAGCCGAGCAGCCGCACACAAGCCUAAGAUCACCAUGCGCAAUGCCCAGCAUCAGCUGGAGUGAUGCAAGGCUCGCCACCAGACAACACAUUCUCUAGAGUGAUAAAUCAGGCUUCACCAUCUGGCAGUCCGAUGGCUGCCAGGAGAACACGACAUGCCCAAAUACAUAGUGUCAACUGUAAAGUUUGGUGGAUGAAUAAUGGCCUAGGGCUCUUUUUCAUGAGUCGGGCUAGGCCCCUUAGUUCCAGUGAAGGGAAAUCUUAACUCUACAGCAUUAACACUUACAUUCUAGAUGAUUCUGUACUUCCAACUUAGUGGAAAUAGUUUGGGGGAAGGCCUUUUCCUGUUUCAGCAUGUCAAUGCCCCCGUGCACAAAGCGAGGUCCAUACAGAAAUGUUUGUCAAGAUCGGUGUGGAAGAACUAGACUGGCCUGCACAGAGCCCGGACCUCAACCCCAUCUAACACCUUUGGGAUGAAUUGGAAUACCGACUGCGAGCCAUGCUUAAUUGCCCAACAUCAGCGCCGACCUCACUAAUGCUCGUGGCUGAAUGGAAGCAAGUCUCCGCAGCAAUGUUUUAACAUCUAGUGUAAAAGCUUUCCUAGAAGAGUAGAGGCUGUUAUAGCAGCAUAUCAAUCAAAGAUGUUCGACGAGCAGGUGUCCACAUACGACAUGGCCAAAAGUAUGUGUACAGUACAAUUAAGACAGUGAACGACAAGUGUACAUUUCCCAAUUUAUUACCUUUAUCUUUAACAAAUAUACAUAAAUAAUAAAUAUAAAAAUCAAACAUU
Molecule: messenger RNA, 5077 nt
Organism: Oncorhynchus nerka (sockeye salmon)
Lineage: Eukaryota; Metazoa; Chordata; Actinopteri; Salmoniformes; Salmonidae
Product: TBC1 domain family member 2A-like
Exons: 16
Coding region: 308-3388 (1026 amino acids)
Source: RefSeq, a predicted model, not a curated record